GUGAUUCGUGAUAUUGAAAGCGACACAAAUAAGUGCGGUUCGGUUCAGUUCGGUUCAGUUCGGUUGCGCGGGUAGACGCUGGUUCUCUGAUUUCGUAGAGCGUAACAGAGAAAAAUGGCGAUGGCAACAACUCAAGUUAAAGGAAGUGGGUGGCCAAGGAGAGCGAGUAAUAGUUCGUUUGAAGGGAAAGUGGUACAGAAUCAAUCUGUAACUAUCAACAGGACAGUUAAUUUAUAUCCUUUGACAAACUAUACAUUUGGAACAAAAGAGCCACUCUUCGAGAAAGAUCCAUCUGUACCAGCAAGGUUUCAGCGUAUGAGAGAUGAGUUUGACAAAAUUGGAAUGCGACGCAGUGUAGAAGGAGUUUUGUUGGUACACGAGCAUGGAUUACCACAUGUUCUCCUUCUACAACUGGGGACAACAUUCUUCAAAUUGCCUGGAGGAGAACUAAAUGCAGGAGAAGACGAGGUAGAGGGCCUAAAACGGCUCCUUACAGAGACAUUUGGACGUCAAGAUGGAGUCAAGCAGGAAUGGGUGAUAGAAGACACAAUUGGAAACUGGUGGAGACCUAAUUUUGAACCACCACAAUAUCCUUAUGUACCACCACAUAUUACCAAACCGAAAGAACACAAAAGGUUGUUCCUUGUUCAACUGCAAGAGAAAGCUCUAUUUGCAGUGCCAAAAAAUUACAAAUUAGUCGCAGCGCCAUUAUUUGAGUUGUACGAUAAUUCACAAGGGUAUGGUCCCAUCAUUUCCUCCUUACCACAGUCACUUUGCAGAUUUAAUUUUAUCUAUAUGUGAAAGAAAAGUGAGAAAGUGGAGUAAUUUUAUUUAAGUUAACUAAACUACUAUAAAUACAUGUAUGUAUGUAUGAGAUGACGAGUGGAACGGCAAAAAGACUUUUGUUCAUGUAUAAUAUGACGUGCACCAGAAAUUAAAUCAUUUUUUUAAGUAGUA
Molecule: messenger RNA, 957 nt
Organism: Hylaeus anthracinus
Lineage: Eukaryota; Metazoa; Arthropoda; Insecta; Hymenoptera; Colletidae
Gene: Cpsf5
Product: cleavage and polyadenylation specificity factor subunit 5
Exons: 6
Coding region: 115-801 (228 amino acids)
Cellular component (GO): mRNA cleavage factor complex
Molecular function (GO): mRNA binding
Source: RefSeq, a predicted model, not a curated record